Helicoverpa zea (corn earworm) is the source of this 1677-nucleotide messenger RNA. RefSeq names its product paired box protein Pax-5 (gene sv). Gene Ontology annotation, molecular function: RNA polymerase II cis-regulatory region sequence-specific DNA binding; DNA-binding transcription factor activity, RNA polymerase II-specific. Gene Ontology annotation, biological process: anatomical structure development; regulation of transcription by RNA polymerase II. The transcript is spliced from 10 exons. The record is from RefSeq and is a predicted model, not a curated record. The coding region runs from base 328 to 1677 and encodes 449 amino acids. NCBI's taxonomy places the organism in Eukaryota, Metazoa, Arthropoda, Insecta, Lepidoptera, Noctuidae.
AAUGUGACAACAGUGUCAAACAGUUAAAACUAAAUACUAAAAUACUCCUAAAUAAUUCUCCUAACACUUUCCUAAUCUAGGUUUUAGUCACAAAAGUUAGUGCCAAUAGAAAAAAAAUACAGAGUUAUAAACGUAUAGAGGUGACAUCGAACUUUGGAAGCAACGAUAAAAUCACAGUGCCACAUUAACAAAAAAAAACAUUGAACAUUUUUUAAUAUAAAAAAUUAACAUUUUGGACAAUCAAAAAAAUUAUAGUGAUAAUUUUUCGUGGAAAAAAAAUUGUGAAAACUUUCCAAAAUUUUGGACUUAACGGGUGAUGUUUUAAGGAUGGAUCUCCACGCUCCGCAGUUGGUAGUCCAUUCUUAUGAGCCACAUGCCCCACUCCUGGAGGUGGAAGGACUGGAUCCUCACAGUCCUCAGCAGAAGGUGUUGAUACAUGCACCAACGUUACAAAGCCAGGAGUUGAUGAGUAGUGACCAUCGGAACGGAGAGUACGACUUUACAGAUGAGCAGUAUCACGCGCACAGCAGCAACCAGAGCGGAGACGGCCACGGCGGAGUAAAUCAACUAGGAGGAGUCUUCGUGAACGGCCGUCCCUUACCCGACGUGGUGAGGCAGAGAAUCGUCGAGCUGGCGCACUCCGGAGUCAGGCCGUGUGACAUCAGUCGACAGCUGAGGGUGUCGCACGGCUGCGUCUCCAAGAUACUGUCCAGGUACUACGAAACGGGCAGUUUCAAAGCGGGUGUGAUCGGCGGAUCCAAGCCGAAGGUAGCCACGCCGCCGGUAGUCGACGCGAUCGCCGCAUACAAGAGAGAAAACCCGACGAUGUUCGCCUGGGAGAUCAGGGAUAGACUCCUGAGUGAGGGGAUCUGCAGCCAGGAUAAUGUGCCUUCCGUGUCCAGUAUUAAUAGGAUCGUCCGCAACAAAGCGGCAGAGAAAGCGAAGCAGGCGCACAACCAGCAGCAGCAGCAGCAAGAACAGGAGAUCAGCUCGGCGCAGGGCAGCGUUGUAUCUGUGAUAACCCACGCAGGCAACGCGCCUGGCACGACAGCAGUCCUGUCUCCCACCACAGACCAGCACGUUACGAACACCGGCAGCUACAGCAUCAACGGCAUCCUGGGUAUUGAGCAGGUGGAAGGCUUGCAUAAUGGCAACGCGACGGGCUUGAAGAGGAAGAGGCAUGAAGACCAGGACGAGAACCGGGACUUCAACAGCCAUUCGGAAGACGACGUGAAAAGACAAAGAAGUCACUACAAUGGCGAUCAAAUAUACUCUAACCUCUGGUCAUCAUCAAAAUGGAGUCUGAAAGACGAAUACAAACUUCUAUCGGAGCUCGGCGGUGCUGCGGGAGGUGCCACUGGUUACUACGGAGAACUCUUCGACACUCCCUACGAACAUGCAGCUCACCCGCAUUAUACGCCGCAUUCAGCAACAAAUGACUCGACGGGUUCCAACGGAGGAGCGGGAGGAGAGCCCCCCUCGGCGGCUGCGAGUCCUGACGCAGCAGCACUGGUUGUCCUCCAACCUCCGGCGCCACCGUACCCUCCGUAUGCUCAUUAUGAUGGUACGACAACAUUAGCCAGUGAAUACGCGUACGCGGCUCCCUACUCACAGUACUCGCCCUACGGAGGACCCUACUCGCAUUCCGCCGCCACCGGCCUACUGUCCAAGUGGUAA